This is a messenger RNA of Solenopsis invicta (red fire ant), 2893 nucleotides long. Its product is annotated as nucleolar MIF4G domain-containing protein 1 homolog. Gene Ontology annotation, molecular function: RNA binding; protein binding. Gene Ontology annotation, cellular component: nucleolus. Lineage: Eukaryota; Metazoa; Arthropoda; Insecta; Hymenoptera; Formicidae. Gene Ontology annotation, biological process: ribosomal small subunit biogenesis. The record is from RefSeq and is a predicted model, not a curated record.
CAUGUGCGAGGCUCUUUACCGUGUUUCUGAUAUGUUUUUGAACGCUACCAUUAUUCACGUGUAUAACCAUGUGCUGCGUGCUGCUGUGCAGUAAAAUUUGAGGUUAUAAUGUUGAACUUCUGUGAUAUGAUUAUAUUCGCUUUUAUUGAUAUAUUUGUACGUACACUGUAAUAUACAUCAUAUUUUAAGCGUUAAUUAAAAACGCGAAAUGGGACGUAUUCAGCGUAAAGGAACGCUGGGCACUAAGAGCAAGAGUAACAAAUCUAAAUCAAUACAGAAAACGCGUAAACAAUUGCGUAAAGAGAAGAGGCAACAGAAGAAAAUAAGUAGAGCAACAUAUUAUCAAAGAAACAAAUCGAAAAAUCAGUUAGAGAAAACAUCGAAAAAUGAUGGUGAUGAAUCAAAAAUAAAAACGAAUGGUGACAUCAAUCAAGUAUCAUCGACGAAGACGCAAAAACGACGAAGGCCCAAAGACAUGAAAGAAGAAAAAAUACAAAAAAAUGUGAAGAAGCAAAGGAUGGUACAACUAAAGCAGGCCAAUCUGGAUGAGGACAGGACGAUUAAGCAGUUGGAAAAGCAAUUGAAGUUGAAUAAACGAAAGAGCAAAUCUAUUCCAAAGUCUUUUGUAUCAGAUGGAUUAGAUUAUCUUUUGGAUUUCUGUGAUUCAGAGAAUAGGAGUCACAUAGUUGAGACUGAAAAGCAAUUGUUAGAAACUGGAUUUAGUAAAGAAUUUGAAGAGGAUUUGAAUUUGGCUCUUGGUGAGAAUGAUACUGAAAAUCUACACAAAAAACAUGACAAGGAGGAUGUCUCAGAUGAUAAUGAAGAUUCUGAGCAAGAUAAUAAUGAAAAUUCUGAACAAGAUAAUGAAGAUUCUGAGCAAGAUAAUGAAGAUUCUGAGCAAGAUAAUAAUUCGGAUUUUGAACAAGAUUCAGAGAAUGAAAGUUUUUUAUCUGAUGAAAAUUUAAACGAAGAUAAUAGUGAAGAAAUUUAUGAAAAGACGAAUAUGAUAAAUACAAAAUCUAAAAAGUAUGCAAUAGAUGAAAAACAUGAAAUAGUAGACGAAGAGUCGAGUCACAGUAACAUAUCAGAGCAGUCAGAUGAUAACGAAAACUUGUGGGAAGACAUUUAUGGUAGGCAAAGAGAUAAAGAUGGCAAUAUUGUAGCAAAGAAAUAUGUACCACCUGCAGCACGCAUUACAAGUAAUAUUUCUUCCAAUGAUGAGAAAAUUCGUAGAUUAGAAAAACAACUGAAAGGUAUUUUAAAUAGAUUGGCAGAGCAAAAUAUGCACACCAUUGCAAUUCAGGUAGAAGAAAUGUAUAUGUCAAACAGUCGUAACAAUAUGAAUGUAAUGUUAUCCAAAUUAAUGAUGGAAAGUAUAAUUGCACCAUAUUAACUCCAGAUCGUAUUAACUCCAGAUCGACUUAUCUGUGAACACAUGAUGUUAAUCGCCAUACUACAUGCAAAUGUUGGUACAGAAGUUGGUGCACAUUUCUUGCUGACUGUUGUAAAAAAGCUUCAUCAUAUGUUGGGAGAAUCUCAUAGUGUUGAAAAUAAAAUGUUAGAUAAUAUAAUCCUUAUAAUUUCACAUCUCUACAAUUUCAAGGUAUAUGGUCAUCGUCUCUUGUAUCAAAUAUUAGAAAAACUAGCAGCAAAAUUUAUGGAGAAAGAAAUUGAACUGAUUUUAUUAAUCUUAAGGACAGUAGGUUUUCAGUUAAGGAAAGAUGAUCCAAUCGCUUUAAAGGAACUUAUAUUAAAGUUGCAGCAAAAGGCAAAUAAUGUUACUCUAGAAAACUCGAGAGUCAAAUUUAUGUUGGAUGUAUUACUGGCAAUAAAAAAUAAUAAUAUGAGCAAAAUACCUCAAUAUGAUCCAUCUCGGAUAGAUCACUUGAAGAAAAUUUUAAAAAGCUUUAUUCAUAAGGGCAAUAAUGUUACACAAUUUAAUGUAACUUUAGAGGAUUUACUAGAAGCUGACGAAAGAGGAAAAUGGUGGAUAGUAGGUUCAGCUUGGUCCGGUCUCAAGGAUAUUGGUAAAUUAGAAAAGAAUUCGGAAGAUAAAAAACAAAAGUACAGUGAGGAGAUAUUAGAGUUGGCACGAAAACAAAGAAUGAAUACUGAUGUCAGAAGAGAUAUUUUUUGCGUACUUAUGACAGCUGAAGAUUAUUUAGAUGCAUUCGAAAAAAUUCAUCAUCUUGGUUUGAAAAAUCAGCAACAAAGAGAAGUAAUUUAUGUUAUCUUCAACUGUUGCAUUCAAGAAAAGAAAUUCAAUCCUUAUUAUGCUGUAUUGGCGCAAAAGCUAUGUGAGUCUGACAGAAAAUAUCAGUUAACUAUACAAUAUGCAUUGUGGGAUAAGUUGAAAGCAUUAAAUGAUUUGAAUACAAAGCAGUUAACAAAUCUGGCAAAAUUUUUAACUUUUCUAUUCUUGGGCAAAGGUCUUCCUCUUUCCAUUUUAAAGGUGAUCCAAUUUAUGGAACUAGACAAUUUAACCAUGAGACUUGUACGACAAAUCAUGCUGGGAAUAUUAUUACAUGACAAUGAGGAGGCCUGUCUAGAAGUAUUUGGAAGAAUAUCUUUAUCUCCAAAGUUACAAACUUUCAAGGACAGUCUAAGAUUAUUUAUAAAUCAUUUUCUUGUAAAAAAUAUUUGUACUGCUGAAAACAUGCAGGAACGUAGUGAGUUAUUGAAAAAACGGGCGGUAUGUGUAGAUAAACUUUUAAGUACACGAGAGUCAAAACUUAUAUUUUAACUAAUAUUUUUAUAAUAACGAAUAUGUACAUAGAACAUACAUUUUAUAUGUAUAUAUUACAUUAUUAUACUGAAUUAUAAAUGUAAAAAAUAUAUUUGUGUUUAUACUUCUUGUAAAGUGUACUUAAUAUAAUAACAACAUUCAAAUUUU